AUUGGAAAAAAAAUUGAAUUUAAGAAUAAAAACCAAAACAAAGUUAGUUUACAUGUGUUUGUGAUUUCUGAAUAAAACGGUUUUGGAAAUACCAAGCCAAAGAAUCUGCAUUACAAAAACCAAUCGGUGAAGUAAAAGUGAAAUGCAAAUAUUAAUUCACAAUUUUCAGUGAAUGAGUGAUGAAAACAAAACUAACAUAAUAAAAUUUAUGAAAAAGAAAACACAAGUGAUUAUAAAUUGUUUUUAAAACAAUAAUCCAAAAACUACGAAUAUAUUAUAUUUUAAUUUUAUUUUGAAUUACCCAUCCAAAAACCGUCUUUGACGUUAAAUAAACUUCGUCUCUCACCUUUCCACCGUCAACAUCACAUCGUUGCGCCGCCAUGGAGUUACAAAUGAAAUUGGAAAUGCUGUGCCGCGUUUGUGCCGCCAAUACAAAAUGCAAAAAUUCCGAAUGUGUUUACAUUUUGAAAACUGCCGGUCUAUGUGAAAAAUUGGAUAAAUUUCUUUACUUAAAGGUUCUUGAGAAUGAUGCUCUUCCCAAGAUUCUGUGUAAAUCCUGUUUUCGUCAAGUUGAGGCCACAGCCUCGUUGUCGAAAAUUGCCAAGGACACAGAAAAAGUGUUUCGAGAUUUCCUGUCCAGUGGCAUGCCUAAAGGUGUCAAUACAACUGAGACGGCGGCCAAAGCCAGCAUCAACCCACCAGAAUACACAUCUUCCGAUUUACUGAGCAAAAAAGAUGCCGACAAAGGAUCGAACAAUGCAAAUGAUUUAUCUACAUCAACAUCAUCUACAAAAUCCAAGCCAGCAGGAUUGACAGACAUGCAAUCACCACCACCUCCACCCCCUCUGCCUACACCACCAACGUUUAAUAUAACACCACGUAAAGAAGACUUGGUGGUCAAUGUAUCCGUUUCAGAUCCCUUGACCAGGGAAAAUCAACAGAAAAUGAUUUCAAACUCCCAAAGACGUCAUAGCAUAAUGGUCGAUAUGGCUUCAUUGGGAUCAUUGGCAAAUAUAACCUCCAAUUUGGCACAGCUAUCGCAAAAGAACAACAAUAGCCCAAGUACGGGCCAUUCGUCGGGUCGUAAGUCAGCCAGCCCAGCUCGGGUGCAAAAAUAUUGUACAAUCGCACCGAAACCUUUGCUCAAAACAUCUCAGCAACCUAAUCAGGUGACCACAUUUUCAAGUGGUGGUUAUGUUAUUGAACCCUUGCAGCUGCCACAGAGCAGUGGCGGGAAUUCUGCAGAAAAGGAGGUUAUUAAAAAACCCGCCCUUCCCUUGACCAUAACCGCCACUGGAGUAACUCCAGCCAUUACCGUCACCGACAAUACAAUUUUACAGCAGAAACGCAAAAAUUUGGUUAAAGCUUUAAAUAACAUCAAGGCUAAUAGUGGCGGCCAGGUAUCAUUGCUGAAGAGUUCCCAGCCAAAGCAGCAGCAACAAUCCUUGCUGCAAUCCAAUCAACCAGCGGGAAAAUCACUUUUGGUGGAGAAUAUUGUCAAGCAGGUGACAGACGAACUGCCAGAUCGUAUUAUUAUUGCAGCUCCGAAAAACAAGGCGGCAUCCUUGAAUAAACCCAAAAAGCCAGAGGAUUCCAAUAUACCAGCCUCCUUGGCUGCCAGCAACCCGACCAUAAAACCACCAAGUACUUUGGUUAUAUCGGAAGUUCCUGCUGUUCAGCAGCCUUUACCAGCAACUGUGGCCCAACAGCCACCACCAGCAGCAGCAACUCAGCAGCCACCCAAAACAUCCAGUUUUCCAGAAGAUAUUCUCUUGGGUCGUGUCAUCAAAGACAUCGAUCUAUUGAAACUGAUUCUAAAAGCUCUCAAAUGGCCGGUAAAUAAACAAAACUUGGAACUGCAAUUGCAACGUUUGAAAAGUACCCGUUUCACCGAUAUUAUGUCGGAUCCAAAUUUGUUGCAAGAUACAGAUUUGACACAGCUAUUAGGUCCAUAUUUGGCUCCCGUCCUGUUGGCAGCACAAGCCUUGCAACAACAGCAGCAACAAAUUAUGAUGAAUAAUAAUGGAAAUGCUUCAAAAGUAGCCGCUGGACCUAAGAAAUCGGCGACUACUACUACCAUUAUUACACCAACCUCCAAACCCAUUGCAAUUCCAUCUACUCUUCUGUUGGACUCUACAAAAGAUGAAAUCAAUAAGGCCAUACCCUAUAAACUACCGCCAGAAACAUCGGUGCAGUUGGUACCAGCUCUGCCCGAAGAGACGGAAAUCAAAGAAAUUCCUUCAACCUACAAUACAAAUUCUGGCAACUUGAAGCGACCCCACAGCAAGGAUUCGGGGAAAUCUUCAGCACCCAUGAUUAAGAGGCAACGUAAAUCGGGUAUACAGAAACAUCGUGAUUCGAUUGUUAUAUCCGAUGAAGAGGAUGGAGAACCGCCUGCGGCCACUGAAAAGUCCAACAAAACAAAUGCUCGCCAACGUUCAAAUAAGUUGCCAAAUAAUUACGAAAUUGAUCUGACCAAUCCAAGUUUCCUGGUGCAAUUGGGCCUUUUGAAUGGAAGUUCUUCGGAACAAGCCAAUGAGGCAUUAAUGGCUCUAUUGGCCAAACAAAGGAUGGUCAAACAGCAACAGAGCAGCAGCAGCAGCCAAAGAAAGAGACUUAGCAGCAUUUCUCAUAACCCAAUAAUCCCCAGUAAUAGCAGUGAUAAGAAUACCACGGAUAAUGCCAGUGAAUUUGAUGCCUUGAUAAAUAUUGAUGAUGACAUUGUCCUGAUGGAACCUGUGACCACAAGUUCAUCAUCAUCAAUGGCAAAGGAGGAGAUUGGAGCCAAUAAAUCUGUAUCCAAUCUGCCUGCCAUUGAUAUUAGCAAUUUUGUAAUGCCUCAGCAGCUACAAAAUGUGGCACCAAUUAUUACAAGGCCCAUAAUUAAGCGGCGCAAGACCGUCAUACAGUCCUCAAAGGCAGUUGUUAAGGAUGUUGUGGUACCACCAACCACCACGGCGGCCAGUAACAAUGCCGGGAAUUCGAAUAAAUUGGAAAAAGACAAUGCAACAAAGAAAACAUCACAAGAGGAACUGCCAACAACGACGACAACCGCCAACACCGGCGGCAAUGCUACCCCAUCAGGGGCCAGUAGCACCGAAACAUCACCCUCAAAACAAGGAUCACGCAAACAACAAAAUAAAGCUGCCUUGGGUCAACAGCUACUGGAGGCGAUUGGUUUACAAAAAAUACAAACCAAAGAUUCCAGCAAAACCGUGCAUUAUGCUUCCACAUCUUCGACUGCUUCCAAUGAUGUUGCCCCUCCUGCAAUGGGUAGUAAACAGUCGGUACAACAAAUACGUUCAGCUCUAAAGAAGUCCCUAAAACAGGCCCAGGAACAACAACAACAACUGCGUAACAAAGACUCCACUACGACCAUCAUACAAGAUGCCGAUUCCACAACUAAAACCACAGUCAAAGAUAUUGUCAUUGAACAUCGUAGCAAUAAGUCCAUGGACAGCUCUUCCACCCACGAUGAUGAUAUCGAAGAACAAAUUGAAAAAAUCACACUGGUUAAGAGUGCCAACACCGUACAAGAGACUUCAACUAAAGAUGAACCCAAAAGGGAAACUUCGUCAAGGAAAAAACCUUGCCUCUCGGCUGGAAGAAUAACCGAACGUAGAAGUACUUUACCCUCAUCGGCGGGUAGGGUACGCUUUAAUUUGAAUCCUAAAGGAGGGGAUAAGGAGGACAAGGAGGAGGAGAAGAAGACUACCAAUAGUACUUUGAAAAAGGAAACGGAUGUGGUGAAAGCCGGCCAACAGGAGGAGAAAAUAAAAUCGGAAGCUGAAAGUCCCAAUGUUAGCUCAACAUCGUCCACCACCGAACAAUCACAGCCAAAAGAAGAACCCACGGAAACGCCACGUAGACGGGGAGGACGUAAACGUAUCACUGAAAUUACAGAGGCCAAUGAUACAUCCAACCACACGGAAAAAGAAAGUGAAAAAGAAAAGGAUAAUAAACCCAAAGAAACUGAUAAAGACAAUGACAAGAAAAAGGAUAAAGAAAAAGAAAAGGAUAAAUCGAAAGACGCCGAAAAGGAAAAAGAAACCAAGUCACAAUCCUCCAAAGCUGUUGAUAAAAUAAAAGAGGACCUAGAUGAGACAUCGAGCAACUCGGGCCGCCCCACAAGACAAAGUAAAACUUUGUCCAAAUAUUAUAAAGGUCCAGAUAAGGCAGCUGCCAGCCGACGUUCAUUGCCAGCAAGAUCAACAAGAAAUAGAAAAUAUUGUUAAAUUUAAAGUGUACGUAUAAAAUAAAAAAAAGGAAUUUAAAAGAGAUGAUUCUAAACAAACAAAAGUGAAUUCAAGCCUAUAUUUU
Molecule: messenger RNA, 4320 nt
Organism: Musca domestica (house fly)
Lineage: Eukaryota; Metazoa; Arthropoda; Insecta; Diptera; Muscidae
Product: nucleolar protein dao-5
Exons: 6
Coding region: 381-4235 (1284 amino acids)
Cellular component (GO): nucleus
Molecular function (GO): zinc ion binding
Source: RefSeq, a predicted model, not a curated record